UAAAAACUCCGCGCGCGUCUAUCUAUGCUCGGCAUUCACGCUUGUCGGAAAAGUGAAGAGAUAAUCACAAUGGUGGAGUGGUCAGAUUCCGAGCGCAGCACUAUUGCGAGCGUCUGGGGCAAAGUCAACGUCGGUGAAAUCGGACCCCAGGCUCUGGCACGGGUGCUGAUUGUAUACCCCUGGACUCAGAGGUACUUCGGUUCCUUCGGAGACCUGUCCACCGCGGCUGCGGUCCUGGGCAACCCCAAGGUGUCAGACCAUGGCAAAACCGUGCUGAAUGCGUUGGACAAAGCCGUGCAGAACCUGGACAGCAUCAAAGCCACCUACUCUGAGCUCAGCCAGCUGCACUGCGAGAAGCUCAACGUUGACCCGGACAACUUCAGGCUGCUGGCCGAUUGUCUCACCAUCGUGAUCGCGACCGCGUUCGGGUCCGCGUUCAACCCCGCCGUCCAGGCCACCUGGCAGAAACUGCUGUCCGUGGUUGUGGCCGCUCUAACCAGCCGUUACUUCUGAUGCCCUGCUCGAAUUCAAUCACGAUUCAAUGCGUUGAAGGUGUCAAAAAAGGAUAUGAAUAAAGCAUUCGAUCAAG
Molecule: messenger RNA, 589 nt
Organism: Puntigrus tetrazona (Sumatra barb)
Lineage: Eukaryota; Metazoa; Chordata; Actinopteri; Cypriniformes; Cyprinidae
Gene: hbba2
Product: hemoglobin, beta adult 2
Exons: 3
Coding region: 25-513 (162 amino acids)
Biological process (GO): hydrogen peroxide catabolic process; oxygen transport
Cellular component (GO): blood microparticle; haptoglobin-hemoglobin complex; hemoglobin complex
Molecular function (GO): heme binding; organic acid binding; haptoglobin binding
Source: RefSeq, a predicted model, not a curated record